CCAGCUAAUACAUUUAGGUCAGUACCAUGGGGGACUGGUCGUACCUGUCUUUGCUGAUGGACAAAGUCCAGGCCCAUUCCACAGUGGUGGGGAAGAUCUGGAUGAGUGUCCUCUUCAUCUUCAGGAUCUUUGUGCUGGGGGCUGCUGCAGAUAACGUCUGGGAGGAUGAAGUCAGCGAGUUCUACUGCGACACCCUGGAGCCAGGAUGUGAACACAGCUGCUACAACUGGAAGUUCCCAAUAUCCUACAUUCACUACUGGGUCCUGCAGAUCGUCUUAGUGUCCACGCCCACCCUGGUCUACCUGGGCCACGCUAUCCACGUGGUUCACAAGGAGAAAAGAAUGAUGGACCAAGCAAAGCAUGAUGGGAAGCUGAAGAAAGCAAAGUUCACAGAUGUCAGAGGGAAGGUGAGGAUAACAGGCAUCCUCUUCUGCACCUACAUGAGCCAGCUAGUCUUCAAGAUCCUCCUGGAGGUGGGCUUUAGUGUGGCCCAGUUCUACAUCCUUGGUUCUGUAUUCAUGGUGUCCUACUUCCACUGUGAAAUCUCUCCACCUUGUGCUCGUUUCUCUGGUGCCCAGUGUUACAUCUCUCGACCAACUGAGAAGACAAUCUUUAUCAUCUUUAUGCUGGUAGUUUCUGGGAUUUCUGUGCUUCUUAAUAUAAUUGAGAUGAUCUACCUGGUGUGUAAGAGGAGAAGAAUGAAGAGGAAGCAGCGAGUAGGCAGACAGCAUCCUCUCACCUCAGCAUGCCUGCCUGAAUUACCAGCGGAAGCUAUCAACAGCCACUGUGAAGGGUUCCCGAUGCUCCCUCUGCCGUCUGACAGCCGCCGCAGAGUCAUUGAUCAACACUAUCAACCCUCCAGCAAGGAAAAGAACACCUGACCUGCAGGAGAUACCAGAACCUAUGUCAGCAUUUCUCCAUCUUUGAUCCUGGACUGUGUCCAAAAAACAUUAGAUUAUUGAUUUGUUUGUUCCUGGAAAUUA
This is a messenger RNA of Cyprinodon variegatus (sheepshead minnow), 983 nucleotides long. Its product is annotated as gap junction Cx32.2 protein-like. Bases 27 to 881 code for a protein of 284 amino acids. NCBI's taxonomy places the organism in Eukaryota, Metazoa, Chordata, Actinopteri, Cyprinodontiformes, Cyprinodontidae. The transcript has a single exon. The record is from RefSeq and is a predicted model, not a curated record. Gene Ontology annotation, cellular component: connexin complex. Gene Ontology annotation, biological process: cell communication.